This is a messenger RNA of Olea europaea var. sylvestris, 1523 nucleotides long. RefSeq names its product ALA-interacting subunit 3-like. The transcript has 9 exons. Gene Ontology annotation, cellular component: plasma membrane; endoplasmic reticulum; Golgi apparatus. The coding region runs from base 290 to 1333 and encodes 347 amino acids. The record is from RefSeq and is a predicted model, not a curated record. NCBI's taxonomy places the organism in Eukaryota, Viridiplantae, Streptophyta, Magnoliopsida, Lamiales, Oleaceae.
UCCUCCGCUGUUCUAGAAUCUAGUGAGACAAGAAUCGGGGUGGACAGACUGUUGCCACCCCUUUAGAGAGAGAAAAGAUGAAACCCUUCCUUGAAAUGUUAUAUUAGAGGGAUAAACACGAAGAAAGUUUGUUCAUUUUUCGUUGUUUUUUUUGUGAUUUUUGUGCUGAUGUUUAAAAGAAAUAGGUGAAGAAAUUUCGAAGUCAAAGAAGAAAAAGUUAAAGAGUUAGAGCCAGAACAUAGAAUCAUUUACAGAAUUCCUCGGGGAAAAGAAGUAUUUUAGUGAAGUGAUGGACUCGAAUACUCCGUCAUCGAGUGCCGGAGGAAUUGGAUCGGCGGAUACAACUGGGGCCAGAAGGAAUUCGAAGCGACCUAAAUACUCAAGGUUCACGCAACAGGAACUUCCUGCAUGCAAGCCUAUUCUUACGCCUAAAUGGGUGAUUUCAGCAUUCUUGCUUGUUAGCAUUGUCUUUAUUCCCAUUGGAGUUGUCUCCCUCUAUGCUUCCCGGGAUGUGGUUGAAAUUGUUCAUAGGUAUGAUACUGAUUGCAUUCCUGCUGAUGCAAGAAACGACAAAGUUGGAUUUAUACAAAGCCCUCGAGUUAAAACCUGCAACAGAACGCUGACGGUUCCGAAAUAUAUGAAGAAACCGAUUUAUAUAUAUUAUCAGCUUGACAAUUUCUACCAGAAUCAUCGCAGGUAUGUGAAGAGCCGAAGUGAUCAGCAGUUAAGAAGCCCAGGAAGCGAGAAUGAUACAAGUGCGUGUAAACCUGAAGAUAAUAAUGGGAUGACAAUUGUUCCUUGUGGUCUAGUUGCCUGGAGUCUGUUUAACGAUACUUAUGACUUCACCCGCAACAACCAGUUGUUGGCCAUAAACAAGAGAGGUAUCUCAUGGAAGAGUGAUAGGGAUCAUAAAUUUGGCAAAGAUGUCUACCCUAAGAACUUUCAGAACAGCACUCGUAUUGGCGGUGCGCAUCUUGACCCAUUGAAACCGUUAAGUGAGCAGGAAGACCUUAUCGUUUGGAUGCGAACUGCAGCUCUUCCAACUUUCAGGAAAUUGUAUGGGAAAAUAGAGACGGAUCUUCAGGCUGGUGAUUUGAUCAAUGUGACGCUCAAAAACAAUUAUAACACAUAUAGUUUCGAUGGCAAGAAGAAACUUGUUCUUUCUACCACCAGUUGGCUUGGAGGGAAGAAUGACUUUCUUGGUAAAGCGUAUCUCACUGUGGGUGGAUUGUGCUUCUUCCUUGCCAUGGUGUUCGUUAUUAUUUAUCUAGUAAAGCCAAGGCAACUUGGAGAUCCAUCAUAUUUGUCAUGGAAUCGGAAUCCAGGUCACUAAACAAGCUGUUGACUGACAUUCUGGUGAAUGCAUUUUUAGGCACUACAUAACGGUUGAUAUUAUCUUGCUCUCUUAUCUUUUCAAAUAUUCGAAUGCUAUAACCCUUGUUGCACUGGUUUUUGUUGUUAUUGACCUGAAUUCCUCAUUUAAAUUUUAUUUAUGAAUUGAUUGCGCAAUGCCCUUUCUUCCA